AUGGAGGGUAUAGUCUCCAUAGCAGAAACUAAAAACUGAGAGUGUCGCCCAUUGCACGCUGGGAAAUAAAGUCUGCCAUCUUGAGUGGCAUGGUCUUUACUCAAAGUGCGUCGACGAUGAGAAAUGGCGAUAAUUAGUGAAAAUAAUACUGUUGUGAUUUACACUAGUUGUUGAAUAUAAAUAAAAAACGUUCUAUUAAGUAUUAACAAUAACAAAACAACAAUGGAUGCGGUAAAGGCAUUUAAUGGAGAGCUGUCUGCUCUCUAUGAUGUCAAGCCGCCGAUAUCCAAGGCUAAGAUGAAUUCACUGACAAGAGGCGCGAUAAAAGCCAUCAAAUUUUACAAACAUGUUGUACAGAGUGUAGAAAAAUUUAUACAAAAAUGUAAGCCAGAGUACAAAGUACCGGGUCUUUAUGUAAUAGACUCUAUUGUGCGGCAAUCUAGGCAUCAAUUUGGCGUUGAAAAGGAUGUAUUUGCCCCGAGAUUUGCUAAAAAUAUGCAAACAACAUUUUUGAAUUUAUUAAAAUGUCCACCAGAGGAUAAAAGCAAGGUGAUACGUGUAUUGAAUUUGUGGCAGAAAAAUUCAGUUUUUCAACCUGAAGUUAUUCAACCAUUAUUCGACCUUGCCGAUCCAAAUCAUCCGAUUCACAAAGAGCAAGCGAUUAAUUCUAACGGAGCAUUAAAUACUAGUGGUAAUAAUUUAAGUAAUCUUGGUUCUAUAACUAAAACACCACCGGGUGGUAAAAACACACCUAAAGAUCAAAAAAUGUUCUCUGCUAAGACUAUUGACCCUGCAUGGUUGGCACAGACUAAAUUAGAGACCGCCAAUAUGGUUAAUGCUAAUAAAUUACUCGGUCAGUCGGGCGCUAAUCAAGUUGACGCUUCAUUUUUAGAUCAGCUUCAACAUCUCCAGCAGUUGCUAUUAAAAAAACAAGAAGCAUCUAAUGAUACUCCAAGUUCUGUUAAAUUUGACAAAAAAUUGUUGGACUUUGAUUAUGGAGAAGAGGAAGAUGAUGAUGUAAUGAUGGCAAGUUCACCUGCAGCAGCAGUUACGGCUAGUAAUCAGCACAACGCAGUCACAAGCGGUAAUCUAGAGAGUCUGGGAUUAUUAUUGACCAACCCGGAGGUUUUAAGACAGUUACAAACCCUGCAGCAGACUAUGCAAGGUAACGUAGCGACAGCACAGCUCGAAAUGGAAGAAAAAAUGCGUAAGCUUCAGCAGAUGAAGCAGCAAGAAGAUGAGUUUGAUAAACACCUCGCUCAAACUGUACCGAAUCUUCCGUUUGCUUCUGAAUGUGAGCUAAAGCCUUCGGAUGUUCUCAAACCAAGUCAGCACAAUACGUACAGCAAUGUGUCGAAUUUAAUGCAGCAGGAUAUGAGCCAGCCACCACCAGGUUAUCCUCCAGCAUUUGUUUCUCAAUCGACCUCAGCACUAAGACAGCCAAUAAUGCACUCAAACCAAAAGAGUCCUCUGAUAGAUGAGCGACAAGACUCUCAAGAUUAUCAGUCGACGCAGACAAGGCGUGACAGCAGUAGCGUAGAAAUUGUUAAUUUAGAUUCUGUUAGAUCUCAGAGCAGAUCUCCAGAACGUUUCCGACGACACAGUAGGUCCAGGUCGCCUCGUCAUCGUGGUCGAGAUCGGGACCGAGACAGAAAAUCCCGGUCGAGGAGUCGCUCACGGCGACAGAGGUCUCGGUCACGUGAUCGCAAGCGCGAAGAAACUCGUGCUAAAAAUUCUGAGGAGGAGAGAGAAAAAGAACGAGAGCGAAGGAAACGUGGAUUGCCGCCGAUUGAGAGGGAAAAAAUGAGCGUAUGCAGUACUACGCUUUGGGUUGGGCAUUUAUCUAAGCUUGUACAUCAGGAGGAAUUGUCUGAUACGUUUGGCGAGCUUGGUGAUAUUGUUAGCAUUGACUUGAUUUCACCUAGAGGGUGUGCUUUUAUUUGUAUGAACAGGCGACAAGACGCCUAUCGAGCUUUGACUAAACUUAAAAAUCAUAAAAUGCAAGGCAAAGCUAUCACGUUAGCCUGGGCACCUGGGAAAGGUGUUAAAGGCAAAGAAUGGAAGGAUUAUUGGGAAGUUGAGCUUGGUGUUAGUUAUAUUCCUUGGAAUAAAUUGAAUAAUGUCACUGAACAGGAAUUGGAGAUGCUUGAAGAAGGUGGAAUGAUUGAUGAGGAUACGCUACCUCCAAGACUGAAAGGUAAACUGAAGCAUUCAGGAUCUAAAGAAGGAAUGCAAGCAAUCCAAGUGCCUCCAAUUGGGGGUGCUCCAAUUCCAACAUUAACUGAUGGAAUUGUUAACGUAAUGCCACCGUCAACAGGGACACAACAGCAACCUAUGAUUGACACAAGUCAGCCACCGCCAAUCAGAGCAACGGCUUCAACUAAUUUAAUGCCACCUACUAGCGCUCAAUUAUCAAUGAUGCCACCAGGAUUCCCUAUGUCAGGAGUUCCACUCAACAAUGCAGGUAUGCUUGGACCUCCAAUGGGUUUACAAAUGCCGCAUGGUUUAAUGCCAAAUGUACCAAUUGGAGUACCUCCACCAAACAUGCAAGGGCUUUUGGGUCCUCCGGGAAUGAUGCCAUCGAUGCUUACACAACAAGUUAAUUCUCCUUUUGGCGCUGGAGUCGGCGUUGGUCUUAUUACUCAAAUUCCACUUCCUGCACCUGCUGCACCAUCAGAUAAAUCAAACUCAACAGGCAUGCCUCACAAUGUACCGCCGAUGGGUGUGCCACCUCCUACGGGAGAAACUAAUCUACCAAAUCUUCCAAUGCUUCGUCAACCAUUUAACGUGGGUCCACCACCACCACCAAUGCAAAUGCCAAUGCAACCGCAGCACUCGGAGGAUAUGGACGUUGAAAUGGAAGACGUUAUGCCUCCAAGUUCAAUAAAUCCUCCGAAAGAUAAGCCGAACUUGAGUGACCAGUUGCUGGCAGCUAUGAACAAAGCUCCGAACAUGAAUGACAGAGCAGAUAGUGAGCGAGAGUUCAGAGAUCGGGAUCGAGAUAGAGACCGUGAGAGAAGAGACCGAGGCGAGCGUGACAGAGCUGACAGAGAUGGAAAUGACAGUCGGGGACGAGACCGUGGCCGAGGAAGAGACAGAGGUCGUGAUCGGAGACGAGACGGUCGGGAACGCGACCGAGAUGAUCGGCGAGAUCGUGAUCGAGAUAUGAGACCUCAUGAUGGUCCGCUGCCGUUGCCAGGUUCGGGCGUUGGGCUUCUUCAGGAACCAGACAUGGGUCCUAAAAAAGAUAAAAUGAGCCUCGCUGAUAGAUUACGGCAAUUGGCUGAUGGUACUCUGCCGAUGGAUGACAGAAUGGAUCGUGGCAUGCGUGAUCGCAGUGAGCGCAAUAUGGAUAACAGAGGCGACAGACCGCCGCCUUUUGAAGACAUCCCUGGUGGCCGUAGACCCGGAGAUGGCCCGCCGUCGUUGUUAGAUCUUCCGAAGUUCCCAGGUGUACCUGGUGAGAGACCAGACUUUGGACCACGUGGCCCAGAUUUUCGAGGGCCUCAAGAUCAUCGCGACUUUCCGCGAGGUGAUCGUGAUCGUCCUGGAUUUGGUCCUCGUGGUGGUCCCAGAGGAACUAUGGACGAAUUUCCGGAUCACAGAAUGCACGCUGGACGUUUUCCGGAUGAGUUUGAGCGACAUGGAGGUCCUCGACCGAAUGACUUUGAUCACCGCUUAGGUAUGGGAAGAGACGACUUUGAACGUGCUGAGCACCGUGGUCGGCACCCAGAUGAAUACGAUCCAGAUAGACUUGACUUUGACAGACGACCAAGAGACGGUUUCGAUCCGCGAAUGGCGGAUGGAUUCGACGCCCGAGCUCAUCCGGACCAUCCCGAUUUUGAUCCGAGAAGAAGAGAUUUCUUCGGGCACCUGGAACCUGGAUUUGGUCCUCCGAUGGGUCCUCGAGGUCCCAGAGGUCCAAUGGGCCCUGAUGGAUUCGGAUCGAGAUCCGGAAUGGGUCCGCGAGGUCACGGUCCGCCGAUUUUCCAUCGGGGAAUGGGGCCAAGAGGAAUGAGGCCAGGGAUGCGACCACCAUUUGGUCCGCGAGGUCCAUUUGACCCUCGUGAAGGCGAAGCUUUCUUCAGGGGACCAUUUGACGACAAUCGUGGUCCGCCGUCUUCCCACUUGAGACCACCACCUUUCGGUGGACCACCAGGACCUCCGCUUCCAGAUCCUUGGAGAAAUCCAGACGCUGUGCCUCCACCAUUGCCGCCCGUCUGGGCUAGUAUGGAAGGUAACAAUGGACAUGAGCCAGAUGAACACACUCGUGAAAAUCACGUUAACCAGCGAGAUAAUAAAGGUCAUAUGAGUCGUGACAAGCAUCAAGAUCGUGAUCGUGAUCGUGAUAGCAGAAAUUCGAGAAACAGAAAAUCUAGAUGGGGAAAUGCUAGUCCACUGCCACAAGAACAAUCGGAAGCUGCAAGAUCUGAGCAAGAUUCUGGAGAGAAGAAAAUAUUUGACGAAAAUCGUACUGUUGACAAUGAUAAUUCAAAGGGAGCUGACGAACAUCAUGGUGAAUCGACGAUAAAUGAGUCAUCGAGUGAAUUACAACAACCUAAAGCAGACGUUGAUAAUAGUCAUGAUAAUCCUGAGAUGAAUCAUGUGCCAACAUUAGAUGAUGCAAAUAAUUUCGAUAUUCAAAGCUUAGAAAAACAUGAUGCGCCUGAGAGUCAUGAGUUUGAUGAGCCACCGAAAAAUGUUGGUCUAGCUCACGAGGAAGAACAUUAUCAUCAUCAUCAACAGCAGCAACACCAGCAAGAGCAGCCCGAGCAGCAUGAGCACCAAGAAGUGCAGUCGCAUCAAGAAAAAAUUGAACAGCAACAUCAACAAGAACAACAUCAAUUAUCAGCUGAAGAUGAUAACACAUCAAAACCCAUGGAGAUUCAAAAUGAAAGUGAUGCGCCGGUGAUAGCUUCGGAAGAAACGUUGUAACAAGUUUAAAUAUGCUUUUGGGAUGUUGAGAGUGACCAAAGUAAGAGACAAAAAGUAAUUGGAUCUCUCCCCGGCCUGAGAGGGUUAAUUUUUGUAAAUUAUCAUCCAUUAUUAACGGUGUACAUAAAACAAAUAAGAGCUAAAAUGAUUUUAAUAAUGCACGAAGUGAAUAGAUAAAAAAAAAUGAUAAAUAUUAGAAUAUGAACAUUGGAAGUUGAAGUGCUGGUUUGUUGGAGUGGUGGGAAAGAAAAAAUAACAGUGAAUCCAGUGAGUCUCGAUUAGAAAAAUAUUCUUCUAUCUCUUUUCUAAAUUUAUUUAUUAUUAUCAUUAUUUUUAUUUUUAUUGAUAUUUAGAAAAAAUUUAAAACUUCGAGUAAAAUGAAUAAUUAAAUUUUGACGUAAUAACAAACGUUCUAAUCGUUUGUAUUUGAAAGUAUUCGAGAGUAUAUAAUUGAAAAAAUAUAAUUGCUGCUUAAACAUUGCUGUAAUGGUGAACACAGGACCUAUAUACAGAUAUUUAUAAUUAAUUAACUUUGAAAGAUAGGAAGUCAGUACAAAUUUAUAACAUUUAAUUAUUGUCUAUGUUAGAUAAAAACAAAUUUAAAUUUCAAGUUUGACAAUGAAUAAUUGCCUUUAUUAAUAAUUAUUAAUAUGGAAAGACAACAGAUUUAUUGAGCACUUUAUCAACUUGAUAUUUAUUAUUAUUAUUAUUUUUUUUUUUUUAUUAAGUCUUUGUUUAGAUGUUUUUGUACAGAGAAUUUGCAAUCUUAUACACAGUCGUAGGUAUAAUACAGCAAAGUUAUUUUACCUAGUAAAAAAAUGAAAAAAUGAUUAUAAUUAUAAUUAAUAAUUUAUUAAAUUGUAAAUAAUUUUAUAUUUUUCUAGUAGAAAAAUAAAGAAACAAAUUGUGCAAAAGUAGUUGCUCAAUUGAAACUAAAAAAAAGUAAAAAGAACGUAAAUAAAUAUUUUAUACGUAUUGUUUUAAAACUAUAAAUAAUUUCAGCGUUGUCAUUCCAACGGUCCUCAAAUAAUUGAAUUAUGCAUGAAAGAAAUUGAUUACCUAAUUAGUUAAUUUUAAUUAAAAUCAAAUGAAAAUUUUAAUUUAAUAACUAAGGUGUAUUUUGUUUGAUUUUUUUUUAUUUCUCAUUUUUUGUUAUUGUUUAAUUGAUAAUUAAUAAUUGAUUAAAAAUGAGCUAAAUAAAAUGGUGAAGAUUGAUAAUAUUGUCAACUCGGUUCCUGUGUUCACGCUCGCACGUGUUGUCUCUUGCACGCCCGCAGCAGCGAUGGAAAACUCGCGCUUGCGCUCAAACUGAGUGACAAGUGCAAGGUACUGUUCAUAAAUAAUUACAAUUUCAACAAAUUAGAUGAUUAUAUAUUGUUAUACGUUAUGAUAAUAAUAAAAAUAACGAGACUUUAUAUCAUAUAAUGAUAAUGAUUUACACUGGAAAAUAUUGAGAAGAAUAAUUAAAUAUAAUGACACUGGAAAAUUAUUAUCAAGCCCGCACCACUCCACUACCAUCGUUGUCAACUUUUCGGCAAAUAAAAGUGUUCUGUACCAUCACAAUAAUUUUUAAAAAUUAAUCACAAAUAAAUAAUUUCAAUAGUUAUUAAUUAAAUUUAUCAAUUUGAUGUUAUUAUAUAAAUUUUCAAAAAAAAAAAAAAAAAAAAGAAAAAAACACGAAUUUGUAAAUGCGUUAAAAAUUAGAUGGCCUUUAUCGAUUUUCGUUUCUUCUUUUUAUUUAUCUUUUAAAUUGUUAAGGAUUAUUUUAAUUAUUGUAUAGAAAACUAAAAAAAAAAAAAAAUAACUCUAAAAUAUAUUGCAUUAUAUAUUUAUAAAUUAAAGAUGUUAAUAAAUAUAUAAGUAUAUAAUGCAAAUAAUAAAUUUAAAAAUUAUUAAGAUUUAUUAAUAUUAAUAAAAUAACUUUGUCAUUAACGCGACGAUUGUGUUAUAAAUUACUAUAAUAUUUGGUUAACAGAUUAUAUUGAUAAAAAUAUAACGUCACUUAUUGAAAUCUGUUGUUUUUGUUACAGAAUGAAAUUUGAAAUCAAUCGUGUAAGACUAAAUCAACAUAAUAUCUAACUUGCGAACGAUUAAAAUGAAAGAUAGAAAAUAAGGAGUGGUGCGUGGCGCAGCUUAUUGUAUUCGUUUAAACAUUUUUUUUUUUAACUUUAAAUUUAUUAUUACUCACUACUAUUAAAUAUGAAUAUAUAUAAUUAUUACUAAUAUGUUAAAUUAUAGUCUAGUUGGUGCUGUAUUUGUGCCGUUGUAAUUGUAUAUUUUUACUUGACAGUAAAAUUUAAAAUAAUAUCAAUGUAUUAUCUUUAAAAAUA
Molecule: messenger RNA, 7265 nt
Organism: Cotesia glomerata
Lineage: Eukaryota; Metazoa; Arthropoda; Insecta; Hymenoptera; Braconidae
Gene: Isha
Product: SR-related and CTD-associated factor 4-like
Exons: 7
Coding region: 223-4935 (1570 amino acids)
Cellular component (GO): nucleus
Molecular function (GO): RNA binding
Source: RefSeq, a predicted model, not a curated record